Messenger RNA from Bactrocera oleae (olive fruit fly), 1462 nucleotides. RefSeq names its product Cuticular protein 49Ae (gene Cpr49Ae). Lineage: Eukaryota; Metazoa; Arthropoda; Insecta; Diptera; Tephritidae. Gene Ontology annotation, molecular function: structural constituent of chitin-based larval cuticle. Gene Ontology annotation, cellular component: chitin-based extracellular matrix. The record is from RefSeq and is a predicted model, not a curated record.
UAUGAGAUCAUUAACAAAGCAUUUGUGCAAUUAACCACAAGCAACAGCAGGGUUCUUGCACCGUUAGACAGCUAGUUACAAACAAACGCAGUGCGUCGAAGGAUAACGUUACAGUGUUCAAGUGUUGACAAAAAUUUGUGAAAAAAUGAAAAUUCAAAUCACAUUACUUUUGAUCGGCUGCGCCGCAUCCGCAGUGUUUGCUGCACCACAAGCGCAGGGUGAGGCAGGUGCAUCAAUUGUUAGUCAAGAAUCGAAUAUUGAACCAGACGGCUCUUAUAACUACAACUAUGAAACCUCUAACGGCAUUAAGGGCGAGGAGACCGGCACCCUGAAGAAGGCCACCUCACCGGACACCAGCGAUGUGAUCAUUGCGCGCGGCUCUGUCAGCUACACCUCGCCAGAGGGCAAUCUGAUCACGCUCAACUAUGCUGCCGACGAUGAGAAUGGCUUCCAGCCACAAGGCGAUCAUCUGCCCACACCACCACCAAUCCCACCAGCAAUCCAGAGGGCACUCGACUACUUGCUCAGCUUGCCCCCAGCGAAGCGUCGUUAAGCAUUUCAACCGCAAGCGAUAGUGGCAUGCGAAAGAAAAGCGAAAACCACAAAAAGAUUUUCUUUCGCACUGCACACAUACACACACUGCAAUAAUGUGACAACACAACUAUUCUAAAAAUCCAUUCCUCUAAUAUCCUUAUCAAUAUCUUCUUUGCCAUGAUAAUCCUUCGAAAUGAUUGCUGUACUAUACUAAAAAGCCUCAAAUAUGUAAAUACUUAGACAAGCCCUUACUUAGGGAUGAAUGUGGACACGUUGCUUAUACGUAUAAAAAUUAAAAAAUUCAAUUACAAACACUCACACACACACAUACAAAGACGCGUUAUGCACACACAAAGGGUAUGGAAAAAGAAAUCUUGCAACAUAGCACGCGUGAGUUGAAGCACUGUGUAGCGAGCUAAUGUGCAAAUGUAUGCAAAGAAAAGCUUCGAAUAAACUACUAAGUACACUGACUGAAUGAACCGUUAAAUAUAAUAAACAAAAAACUAUAAUAAUCAAAUAUACAAAACAAAACACAUAAAAAAUAUAUUAAUAAUAUAGUAGUUAUCAACUGGCAUUUGCUCACUACUCCCACUACUCUUAGCAAAUGUAAAAAAUACUCACUCCACUUCAGUUUGCUUCAACUUCCGUUGUGUGCACCGCAUCCUACACGCCUUAGCUAUGCCUACAAUGAUACUCAGCAUUUCACUGCACUACGAAAGUCAACCACAAUAUUACUAAAAGUUUAAUACAAAUACAACAUAUCACCAGCAUGCUCUACGCUCUCUUCAAAAUUUACUCUUUUGCUGUCCUUUUUGCACUUUCACAGCACAAUCUCUCUAAUUUCGCACAUAUCCCUUGAGUUCUCAAUUACUCUCACUUAGUUAAUCACUAUCGACUUUCUCUCUUCCGCUGUUCUUAAUUGUUUUUG